UGGUUGUCGUCUUCGGUUGGUACCUUUAUUUCAGGUGGAAGAGGCCCGUGAAGAGAAUGCACCUGCUGCUGCUGCUGUUUUUUUUUACUACCAUGUUCGGGCACAUUUCGAUCAUGACUACCAUGCCGGGACACCUGAAGAAACAGAUUAUUCUGUCAAAGAAGAAUCUUCUGACUGGAAUGAAGACAACAAACUUAGCCAUGACAGUGCUGAAAUAAUAUCUGUGUGCGUCAAAGAGGAGGAAAUUGAGGAGGAGAUUGCUGAAUCUGAAAGUGUUGUCACAGUGCCCAAAUUGGAGCCCAGCGUUGAAGAAGAUGAGGAAGACAAUAAACAGAGCAUGCACCCAGAAAAGACUCCCCACUGUAGUACCAAUUGCGGGGAGGCCUUUAGUCAGCCUGCAGGUGGACCAGCGUGUUCAUGCUGGUGGGAAGCUCUUUGUUUGCAAGCAGUGUGGAAUGACUUUCAGCAAGCUCUGCGGCCUCAAGGUGGAUAAACUGGCUCAUGUCCGCAGGAAAGAGCGCCGCUGCGACCGCCGCGGGAGGACCUUCAGCCGACUGGCGUACCUCAAAGUGCACACGUGCGUGCACACGAGCAGGAAGGUCUCUAAACACGUCCAGGAGCCUGAGGCUGCACGGGCGCGCGCACACACAGGGCUGUGGCCCUACGACUGCAAGACCAGCUUCUCCAGCGUGUGGGACCUGAGGAUCCACCAGAGGACCCACACAAGUAUGAAGCCUUACCUCUGCAGUGACUGUGGCAAGAGCUUCCGCCAGAAGGGGCUGCUCGUGGUCCACCAUCGCAGGCACACGAGGAGUGCGGCCCUACAGCCGCCUCGAGUGCAAAAAGACCUUCCGGCAGUUCAGCCGGCUGGAAGUGCGCCGGCUGUGCCAUGCCGCUGAGAGGCCCUUCCACUGAGACGAGUGCGAUGGGAGCUUUGCGGAGCUGGGCUGCCUGCAGAGGCACCAGUGGCUGCACAGGGAGAGGGAGCGCCGCCGCCCCCAGCUGCUUCAUCACAUUCAGGCAUCUGGAUCAGCUGGACGGGCACCAGCACGCCCCGCGCCGACGGCCGUGACUCCAGCCCCUGCUCCCUCCGCGUGGUGCGCACACGCCUCCGCACUGGAGAGAGGCCCCUCUGCUGCCCCAAAAAGCCUUCCGCAGCAACUCUGGCCUUAACUGCCACCUGUGCAUUCACGCCGGGGACACUGCUGCGGCAGCCUGCACUGUGACCCACAGAGCUCCCUGCAUUGAGCCUUCCCCCACAAACUGCACUGUGCAACCAAGCACCUUGUUCGUGCCUUGGCCUGGAUAUUGCACAAUGAUGAUUUUUACCUGUUACUUCUUCUACAUGUUAAAUUAUAAAAACAAAACGA
Molecule: messenger RNA, 1370 nt
Organism: Conger conger (European conger)
Lineage: Eukaryota; Metazoa; Chordata; Actinopteri; Anguilliformes; Congridae
Product: zinc finger protein 717-like
Exons: 3
Coding region: 315-899 (194 amino acids)
Biological process (GO): regulation of DNA-templated transcription
Molecular function (GO): RNA polymerase II cis-regulatory region sequence-specific DNA binding; DNA-binding transcription factor activity, RNA polymerase II-specific
Source: RefSeq, a predicted model, not a curated record